AUGACUGUGGACAUGGACGCGGUGCUGUCCGACUUCGUCCGUUCUACGGGAGCAGAGCCGGGACUGGCCCGGGACCUGCUGGAGGGGAAGAACUGGGACUUCACGGCGGCCCUCAGUGACUACGAGCAGCUGCGGCAGGUCCACGCUGUCAACCUGUCCUACUCCUACAGCAACGACAGGCCCCUCCCCCUGGACAAGGACCGAGUGGGACGCCCGCUGCUGCAGAGGCAGGAGGAGGUGGUGCAAGCCACAGAGAAGCGUCUGUCCCGGGGCAUCUCCCACGCCAGCUCCACCAUCGUGUCUCUGGCGCGCUCUCAUGUGUCCACAGGGGGCGCCAGCAGCGAGCUCCUCCUGGACACGCCCCUUUGCACCUUCCAGCUUCCCAACCUCGCCGUGUACCGCGACGACUUCCGCACCUUCAUCGAGAGGGACCUGAUCGAGCAGUCCAUGAUGGUGGCCCUGGAGCACGCAGGGCGGUUGAACUGGUGGACCAAAGUCGUUCCAAACUGUCAGAAUCUGUUGCCGUUGGCGACCAGUGGGGAUGGAAACUGCCUGUUACACGCCGCCUCUCUCGGGAUGUGGGGCUUCCAUGACCGCGACCUGAUGCUGAGGAAGUCUCUGUACGCUCUCAUGGACCACGGGCCUGAGAGGGAGGCGCUGAGGAGGCGCUGGAGGUGGCAGCAGACGCUGCAGAACAAGGAGUCAGGGCUGGUGUACACCGAGGAGGAGUGGCAGAAGGAGUGGAACGAACUGUUGAAGCUGGCUUCCAGUGAACCCCGAAUACACUACAACACCAACACUACCAACGGAGCGGAGUCGUCAGAAGAGCCCGUCUAUGAGAGCUUAGAGGAGUUCCAUGUCUUUGUCCUGGCACACGUCCUCAAAAGACCCAUCGUGGUCGUGGCUGACACUAUGCUGCGCGACUCAGGGGGAGAAGCCUUUGCUCCCAUACCCUUCGGAGGUAUAUACCUACCUCUGGAAGUGCUGGCUUCCAAGUGCCAUCGGUCGCCCCUGGUGCUGGCUUAUGACCAGGCCCACUUCUCUGCACUGGUGUCAAUGGAGCAGAAGGAGGGCAGCAAAGAGCAAGUGGUCAUCCCUCUGACAGACUCUGAGCACAAGCUGUUGCCUUUGCACUUUGCUGUGGACCCUGGCAAGGACUGGGAGUGGGGCAAAGACGACACCGACAACGUCAUGUUGGCCAGUGUGGCUCUGUCUCUGGAGGCCAAGCUGCACAUGCUGCACAGCUACAUGACCGUGACCUGGCUUCCCCUGCCCUGCGAGCAGGCCCCCCUGGCUCAGCCCGAGUCGCCCACAGCCUCAGCAGGAGAAGACCCCCGCUCUCCUCCUGACUCUGAGUCUGAUAAAGAGUCUGUGAGCAGUAACUCCAACGGCACCACAGACACCAGCACCGCCCCCCAGUCCAAGACCCCCGCCAAGGACAAGAGCCGCAAGGACAAGGACAAGAAGAGGGCCGACUCUGUGGCCAACAAGCUGGGCAGCUUCGGGAAGAGCCUGGGCAGUAAGCUGAAGAAGAAUGUUGGGGGUCUGAUGACCGGCAAGGCCCCCGCAGUCGCAGGGCCCAAAGGGGACACAGUCGACAAGAAGAAGGGCUCCUUCAGGAGCCGGAAGGACAGCAAGGACAGCGGGUCGGCCCCGACCUCAGAGGAGUCGUCAGGCAGCGAGCGACAGGCGGGUCCCAGCAGCAGCAGCAGCAGCACAGAGACUGAGUACAGGUACAGUGCAGAGGUGAAGAGCAGCCUGGGCCUCCUGCGCAGCGCCAUGGCGGGGGAGCGCAGGUCUGUGCUGGCCAGCCUCCUCACCACCAGCACCCGUCAGCCCUUCCAGGAGGAGAUGAUCCAGCGCUACCUGCUGGACGCCGAGGAGCGCUUCAGGGGCGAGCAGGAGCAGCACAAACGGGACGCUGAGCGCCCCCCCCACAAGGACGUGCUGGGCCCCACCGACCUCAGCUACCGGCCGUACGAGCACAAGGACGAGGAGCCCGCCCCCUUGAACCCCGCGCUGUACUCUGCGGUGGUGCCCAUCCCCCGCCCCAGCAUCGUGCACCCUCCACACCUGCACCUGAGUGUGGAGGCUCGCCGGCCGCUGGCAGGGGGGGCUCCGGCCUCGUACCCCGGUCUGCCUCCAUACGCCACCUUACCCCGACACUACCCCACGGCCCAGGGCCCGCCUCAGCCUCAGUACCACCCCCCUGCCAGCCCCGCCCGCCUCCUCCCACCCUACCCCCCGGACCUCCCGGCUCCAGACUUCCUGGACCCUGAGCUGGGGCCCUUGUACAGUAACGGGCUGGGGGAGGCGCGGCUGCCGCUCAGACACUACUCUGUGGGCAGUGCGGGGGGGCUGUCCACGCGCUGCAGGACACUGGACUGUCCCUACUACGGACACCCCGAGACCAGUCACUUCUGUUCUUACUGUUACCGCGAGGAGCUGAAGAAGAGGGAGCCCGAGCCGGACAUACACAGAGGAGCCGGGGCUAAUGUCACAGCAGCAGUCCACAGAGCCGCAGCACAGAGACUGUCCACUCUGGCCCCUACUGUCCCCAUGUCCCGUAGGAGACAGGGCCUCGCACACAGGUCUCUACAGCACAGGUGUCUGCAGCACAGGUCUCUGCAGCACAGGUCCAACACAUUAACGCUUAAGCUUCAGCGAGGCACCUUCCAGCAUUCUCACGUCCAAAACCCAUCCUGA
Messenger RNA from Knipowitschia caucasica, 2706 nucleotides. The record is from the annotation of a GenBank genome assembly. Lineage: Eukaryota; Metazoa; Chordata; Actinopteri; Gobiiformes; Gobiidae.